Messenger RNA from Aplosporella prunicola CBS 121167, 1370 nucleotides. RefSeq lists its product as uncharacterized. The transcript has a single exon. Gene Ontology annotation, molecular function: ubiquitin protein ligase activity. The record is from RefSeq and is a predicted model, not a curated record. Lineage: Eukaryota; Fungi; Ascomycota; Dothideomycetes; Botryosphaeriales; Aplosporellaceae. Bases 369 to 1370 code for a protein of 333 amino acids. Gene Ontology annotation, biological process: protein ubiquitination.
AUAUAUAUAUUCAAACAUACAAUCAUGCGCUCGCAUCUCCCCACCUCCGCAACCACCCACCACCACCAUUCGCAUACUCACGCAGCUAACUCUCCAAGCUUAAGUCAUUAACACACACAGGCAUCAUGAGAAAAAAACCCCCACAGCAACCGUUGCCAUGGCAAACAGCCGCCUUAACACAACGCUUCCCUCCGACGCCAGGCGCAAAGUCUCUGCACAAAACAACACCAGUCUCCGUACAACGCACCCAACAUUCUCUUUAAAAACAUGAGCAACUACUACAAUAUCGGCAUCAUAAACUCGUAACGAACUGACAAACGCAGGAACAGAAGCACUUGCCAUUGACCACGCAACCACAACAAGCGACAAUGUCUUCCUUCCGCAGCGGAAGCAACACCAUGCCGUACUCGGCUCCAUCCCCACCCACCCCCGAACCCCGCGAGCCCUGGGAGCAGAUCCCCGCCCUCGACACUCCCGCCGCCAUGCCGCGCGCCUACGAAGCCGCCGCCUCCGCAGAGGUCGACCCGCACGAGCUACCCCGCAACAUCUUCCUCGCCUCCCUCGUCACCUUCCCCUCCUGGUUCUUCACGCACCCGAGAAGGUGGCCCCGCUCGGACGAGGCCGACACCGACGCCGUUGCCGCAGAGACAGGCACGGCAGACGAGCACGUCACGUGCACCAUCUGCCAAACCGUCAUCGACGACCUCGAGCUCGCCUGCUUCGGCUGCUCAGCGCACAUCUACCACGCCGAGUGCAUUUGGCAGUGGUGGAGCACGCGCGACGCCUACGGCGUGUACAGCCGCAGCUGCCCGAACUGCCAGCAGCCGCUGUUCCAGGCGGAGGACGAGAACGUGUCCGAGUACGAGGUCGAGGAUGAGGUCGAGGAUGAGGAUGAGGUGGUGGUGGUGGUGGACGCAGACGAAGACAGCGAGGACGAGGACCCCGACGUCGGCAGAGACCACGGCGUCGAUGUCGAGAUGGCGGAAUUGGAGGAAUUGGAGGACGAGGACGGCUUGCCCUACCCGCAGCCGCAGCCGUACGUAUUCCCCUCUGUGCACCCCUCGCGCAGCCGAGGCAGAUGCCCCGUCUGCGGCGUGUUCCAUCCCCGCACUGAUGACUAUGGAGAACCUGUCGCUGACCCUAUCGCUGACACUGAAGCAGUCCCAGUCCCUGACGCCGAUGCAGACACUGAGAUGGCUGACUCCGACACCAGCUCGCAGCUCUCCGACGCCAUGACGGUGUUUUCGCGCUCGCGCUCGCGCUCGUCGUCGCCGUCGGAGAGCGUCCUCAGCGAUGUCUGUGGCGAGGGCGAUCGCUGCCCCGUGUGUGAGAAUGUCUGGCGCGCGGGCGAGAUCGAUAUGCUGGAUUGA